CUGUGUGACCCGGAUGUUAACGGAGUGGACACGCCGCACCGCUGCUCCUGUCGCGUGAGUCCGACCGACAUGCCACCGAUUUCUGGAUGAUUCUCUGAGGCUCCACGAUGAGUUGACGGGGGGAGAAAAAACAGUGAUGAAUUAAGUUUUGCUUAAGAUGAGAGAAAUCUGGCGCCCUGCAGCAGAGUGGAGUGAACCAGCCUCGGAGGAAAGCUAACCCACGAAUGGCCUGCCAGUCUGUCGCUGCUGUCAUGGACGAGCAGGCCCUGCUGGGGCUCAACCCCAACGCCGACGCCCGCUACAGGCAGAGGGCCAUGGCAUACUUUGAGCAGCUGAAAGAGUCCCAGGACGCCUGGGAGGUUUGUGCAGAGGCGCUCGCUAAAGGGAUUUACAAUGAUGACCAUGUGAAGUUCUUCUGCUUCCAAGUGUUGGAGCAUCAGAUCAGGUUCAGACACGCUGGUCUGAGCGCUGUACAGCAGCUGCUCAUCCGAGAGACUCUGAUGAAGUGGCUGCAGUGUCAGCUGAUGAACGCUCAGCCUGAGAAGCCCUUCAUCAGGAACAAGGCGGCGCAGGUGUUCGCCCUCACCUUCGUCAUGGAGUAUCUGAGUCUGUGGCCCAAGUUCUUCUUCGAUAUCCUGUCCCUGGUGGGUCUGAACCCUCACGGCGUGGACAUCUACCUGAGGACGCUCAUGGCCAUUGACGCUGAGGUGGUGGACCGGGACAUCCUGCACCUGCCCGACGAGACGCGGAGAAACACUUUGAUCAAAGACGGCAUGCGUGAGCAGUGCAUCCCCAUCCUGGUGGAGUCCUGGUUCCAGAUCCUGCAGGCCUACCAGCAGUCCCACCCAGAGCUCACCUGUCAGUGUCUGGAGGUGGUGGGGGCCUUCGUGUCCUGGAUCGACCUCAACCUCAUCGCCAACGACCGCUUCGUGAACCUGCUGCUGAGUCAGAUGUCGGUGGAGGAGCUGCGUGAGGAGGCGUGCGACUGCCUGUUUGAGAUCAUCAACAAAGGGAUGGACCCCGUGGAUAAAACCAAGCUGGUGGAGUCUCUGUGCCGAGUGCUGCAGUCUGCCGGCUUCUUCAACGUGGAGCAGGAGGAGGACGUGGACUUCCUGGCCAAGUUCUCUCGUCUGGUGAACGGGAUGGGUCAGAGUCUGGUGAUCAGCUGGACCAAACUGGCCAAGAGCGGCAACGUGAAGGACGCGGCGGACACGCUGCAGGCCGUGGAGACCAAAGUGCCGCUUCUUCUGCAGCUGCUGGUGCACGAGGACGACGACAUCUCGGCCAACAUCGUCGGCUUCUGCUACGAAUACCUGCACGUCCUCAAACAGCUCCCUCAGCUGACGGACCAGCAGAAAACAAACGUCGAGGCGAUCAUGCUGGCUGUGAUGAAGAAACUGACGUACGACGACGAGUAUAACUUUGAGAACGAGGGCGAAGACGAGGCCAUGUUUGUGGAGUACAGGAAGCAGCUGAAGAUGCUGCUGGACCGCCUGGCUCAGGUUUCUCCAGAGCUGCUGCUGGAGGCCGUACGACGAGUCUUCACCAACACCAUGCAGAACUGGCAGACGACUCAGUUCAUGGAGGUGGAGGUGGCCGUCAGGCUGCUGUACAUGCUGGGGGAGGCUCUGCCGGCCUCUCACGGCGCUCACUUCUCCGGAGACACGGCGAAGACGAGCGCCCUGCAGGACAUGAUGAGGACGCUGGUGUCCUGCGGCGUGAGCAGCUACCAGCACAGCUCCGUGUCUCUGGAGUUCUUCGAGACGGUCGGACGAUACGAUAAGUUCUUCCUGGUGGAGCCGCAGCACAUCCCCACCGUCCUGAUGGCGUUUCUGGACAACAGAGGGCUGAGACACAACAGCCCGAAGGUCCGCAGCAGAGUGGCGUACCUCUUCUCCAGGUUCAUCAAGACUCUGCAUAAACACAUGAACGCCUUCAUCGAGGACAUCCUGAGCAGGAUCCAGGACCUGCUGGAGCUCGCUCCUCCUGACAACGGCUUCCUAGCGCUGCUGACCAGCGACGACCAGCUGUUCAUGUUCGAGGCGGCGGGCGUGCUGAUCGUGAACGGGGAGAGUCCGGUGGAGAGGAAGCAGGCGCUGAUGAGGAGCCUGCUGCUGCCGCUGAUGGACACCUUCCGCCUGCUGCUCGCCAAACUGGCGCAGGAGACGGAGGAGGAGGGGCAGGCCGCGCUCGCGGACUGUCUGAGCCACGCCGUCGGCUUCGCCAGCCGCACCAGCAAGGCGUUCAGCAACAAGCAGACGGUGAAGCAGUGCGGCUGCACCGAGGUGUACAGAGACUGUCUGCAGACCUUCCUGCCCGCUCUGAGCUGCCCCGUCCAGCGGGGGGCGCUGCGCAGCUCCGUGCGCUCCUUCCUGCACCGCAUGAUCAUCUGCAUGGAGGAGGAGGUGCUGCCCUUCAUCCCCUCCGCCUCCGAGCACAUGCUGAAGGACUGCGAGGCCAAAGACCUGCAGGAGUUCAUCCCGCUCAUCAGCCAGAUCACCGCCAAGUUCAAGCAGCAGGUGUCUCCCUUCCUGCAGCAGGUCUUCAUGCCGCUGGUGCUCGCCAUCUUCGAGGUGUUGGCGCGGCCAGCGGAGGAGAACGACCAGGCGGCCGCUCUGGAGAAGCAGAUGCUGAGGAGGAGCUACUUCACCUUCAUCCAGACCGUCACAGGAAGUGGGAUGAAUGAGGUGAUGGCCAAUCAGGGGGCAGAAAACAUCGAGCGAGUCGUGUUCACCAUCAUCCAGGGAGCCGUGGACUUCCCCGACCCCAUCGCUCAGAAGACCUGCUUCAUCAUCCUCUCCAAGCUGGUGGAGCUGUGGGGAGGUAAAGACGGCAUGGUGGGCUUCCCCGACUUCAUCUACAAACACAUCGUCCCCGCGUGUUUCCUGGCUCCUCUCAAGCCGACCUUUGACCUCUCCGAUGCUCAGACGGUCCUGACACUGUCCGAGUGUGCGCUCACGCUGAAGAUGAUUCAUCUCAAAAGGGGGCCGGAGUUCAUCCAGUUCCUGCAGCAGGAGUAUCUGCCGUCGCUGCAGGUGUCUCCGGAGAUCUCACAGGAAGUGUGUCAGGUGCUUCAACAGCCCGACGUCAAAGUCCUGAAAAACUACAUUAAGGCGUUCUUUCAGCGAGCCAAGCUGUAGGAAAUAAACUGGAAGUUCAUUUUGGACUGAAAAGACACUUCACAGGAAGUGGUCGUACACGCCACUUACUACAAAAUAAAGGACCUUAGCAUAGGAGCUGCUUUUGCACUUAAAAAGUGAAUGCAUAACAAAGUGUGGACAGAAGCUCGGGGAUGGAGAAACCCUCCAGCGCCGACGAGCCGUCCGCGAGGGCUCAAGGACGAAACCUGGAGGAGUUUUGUGGAGUCGAGCGGAGAGACGCAGAUCUGAGGACGCCGCCUGCGGGGAACAUCGGUAACAAUCCUGAGAACAAGCUACUGGUGUCCAACCCGGCGGAUCAGGACCGCCGGAGGUAACGAGAAUAACUAAAGAGCCGGGGAGGGUUAGCGUUUAAGUUUCAUCUCUGUGGUUAUAAAAUCUGAUUACUGAGAAACUCUUCGUCUGUUUUAGUCUUUAAGAUUUAAAACGUAAAGAACAUCCUGACAGUACAAAGUCAUAGAUCCGACCUGCAGACCCCCCCGGCUCAUAGUUAUGUAUUUCUUUACCUACAAAGACCCCCCCCCCGUAGAUCUGAGGAGGACGCCGGCUGGAGGUUGGACUCUGGAGGACAAACAGCUGAUUGUUGUUUUGUUUGUUGAAUGAUUUGAAACGUCGCAGCUCGAUCGGCUUCGUCCUCCGUGUUUAAUCUCAAACAUCCGCAGACUUUAAGUUCCUCCAUUUGAAUCCGAUGAACUCGACGCUUUAUAUUCGUUACCCGACGGAGAAACUCACAUUUCAGAACCUCGACAGGGAAUUUGUGUUAAUUUGAACUUUAUGGAAUAUUUUUAAUUUCAGACGGACGUGAACAAAAUGUAAAUAAGAUGUUAAACACUGUGAAUAAAGUUCCUGGGUUUGUUUUUUAAUCUUCAUUCACAUCUGCAAAUGAAAUGUAGAAGAUCGUCUCUGAAAACACGAAGGAUUACGUUUAGAAAUGACGAGAAUAUUAAAUAUGAGAAGAAAUACAUUUAGUUUCCCACGAGUGCAGAGAGCUCCUUGUUUCUGUGUUUGAGUUUAUUUAUCUGAGUUUCUCAUCAGUAUUUUCACUUUCUCAUGAUUUGGAUUUAAAAACGAGUUUUAUUCUUUAUUCUUCCAUAACAAUAAACUUCACGUAAUGUAACGAACUCAGUGAGUUUCCCGUGUGCGGCGGCGGCCGAGCAUUUGUGACUUCAGGAUCCUCGACGGACGGAUCAUGCAAACGCUUCUACACACGAUGCACUUUGUUCUUCCUGUGACCAUCGCUCCGGGUUCAGCUUUGACUUUCUUUAUUUUCCCAGAAUCCUCAGUUACAAGUGGUCACAGAACAAAGAUCGUUUUCUAAUGUCAACGAAUCCCAAGAAUAUUUAAAAGUUCCUGAAGCAGCAGCGCGGCGGUGAUCAACUUCGUCUCGACGUCGGAGAGUGAAGACGAUUCUAAGUUAAUGACGGAGGAGCGAAGUGUUCUGAGACUAAAGUCUUAAUUCAAUAACUAAAGUUUUUUUUGUCAUUGAUGUAAAAUUUAAAUCUCAGAUGUUUUCAGUGAUUUGUUUAUUCUUCAUUUACGAGAGAAGAAACACAAAUGUAAUUUCUAUAAUCUCAGAAUGAGUAUUUCUUGGUAAAUCUGAACCUGACACGCCGCCGCAGAAUCCUCAGCGUUAGAACAGAUGUUCGUGUUCACCGUCGUCGUCGUUCUCAAAGGAUUAAAAGUUGAUGAAUGUUCAGUUUGUUUGAUCUUCAGGUUUAUUCAGAACCAAUAAAGUGUUUAAUCAUGAAA
Messenger RNA from Cottoperca gobio, 4907 nucleotides. RefSeq names its product exportin, tRNA (nuclear export receptor for tRNAs) (gene xpot). The record is from RefSeq and is a predicted model, not a curated record. Lineage: Eukaryota; Metazoa; Chordata; Actinopteri; Perciformes; Bovichtidae. Bases 225 to 3140 code for a protein of 971 amino acids. Gene Ontology annotation, molecular function: small GTPase binding; tRNA binding. Gene Ontology annotation, cellular component: cytoplasm; nuclear matrix; nuclear pore. The transcript is spliced from 25 exons. Gene Ontology annotation, biological process: tRNA re-export from nucleus.